Molecule: messenger RNA, 1164 nt
Organism: Rhinichthys klamathensis goyatoka
Lineage: Eukaryota; Metazoa; Chordata; Actinopteri; Cypriniformes; Leuciscidae
Gene: med6
Product: mediator complex subunit 6
Exons: 8
Coding region: 64-828 (254 amino acids)
Biological process (GO): regulation of transcription by RNA polymerase II
Cellular component (GO): mediator complex; core mediator complex
Molecular function (GO): transcription coactivator activity
Source: RefSeq, a predicted model, not a curated record
CGUCAUAGAGCGUCGACGAUUCUUGUGUCAUCAUCAGCCUGCGCCUGAGUCCGAAAUGCGAAGAUGGCGUCGGUGGAUUUAAGAGAUAAUCUGCUUGGCAUCUCGUGGGUGGACAGUGGCUGGGUACCGAUCCUGAACCCCAGCAAUGUGGUGGAGUAUUUCUCUGAGAGGAGCAAUCCCUUUUAUGAUCGCACCUGCAACAAUGAGGUGGUGAAAAUGCAGAGAUUAACCCUGGAUCACCUCAAUCAGAUGGUGGGUGUGGAAUAUAUUUUGCUUCACGCUCAGGAGCCGAUUCUGUACAUCAUCAGAAAGCAGCAGAGGCAAUCACCAACACAAGUAAUCCCUCUUGCUGACUACUAUAUCAUAGCUGGAGUGGUGUAUCAGGCGCCUGACCUGGGAUCAGUCAUCAAUUCCAGAGUGCUCUCAGCGGUUCAUGGGAUUCAGUCUGCGUUUGAUGAAGCAAUGUCGUUCUGCAGGUACCACCCGUCCAAAGGGUACUGGUGGCACUUUAAAGACCAGGAGGAGAAAGAAAGGGUAAAGCCUAAAUCUAAGCGGAAAGAGGAGCCGAGUUCUUUGUUCCAGAGGCAGAGAGUUGACACGCUGCUACUAGAUCUGCGCAAUAAAUUUCCCCCAACUUUCUAUCAGCCCAAACCAGGAGAGAAGCCUGUCCCAGUGGAGGUAAAGAAAGAGCCAGAAGUGCCAGUUGAGACUGUGAAGCCUCAAGAAGAACGAGAGACGAAACCUCCCGCCCCUCCUGGCCCUGCCCGGCCAGCCCCACAAACUACACCCAACAAACCACCACCUGAGAAACGUGCACGUCUGCAGUAACACUUGCUGGCCAGCCACAAACGAGUUUGAUUUAUUGUUGCAGCCAGGACUGAUUGAUGCACAAACCUGUGGACAGUUCUCUGCACCAGUUCUCCGGACUGUUACGGUUAUUAUAUAUAUAAAUUCAUUUUCUUUGUAAUUUAAUAGUUUUUGAAAUAAGGGAACUGAAAUGCGUGUGUAAGUCAUCAUCUCUGUAUGUCAUUUUCUAUAUUUCAGUGUUUCUAAAUUGUAUCAUUCACCGUGGAAAUAAGUUGUUUUUCAGAACCUUUUUGGAGUGUCAUUCAUAAUUCAAAUAGUGUACAGACUUUUUUUCUGCCUAUUAAAAUUGUUUUUGUA